Messenger RNA from Symbiodinium sp. CCMP2592, 2703 nucleotides. Lineage: Eukaryota; Dinophyceae; Suessiales; Symbiodiniaceae. The record is from the annotation of a GenBank genome assembly.
AUGUUCGAACGUCGCUCUGUCAUAUUUGUCAGUGUCGGCGCGGAAACAACGAAAACGUUGGAGGGCCAUCCACGUCCAAUUCACUCCACACAUGUGCCCAAGGUGGAGGUCCAGGAGAAGUACGUAGACGUGCCGACCACCCUGUACCAGGAGAAGGUCGUGGAGGUGCCUCAGGUUCAAGUCGCUGAGGUCGUGAGACAAGUGCCCAAGAUUGAGGUGCAAGAGGUCAUGAAGGAAGUCAGCAAGCCCAUCACUGAAGUCUACGAGAGGAUCGUGGAGGACGUCUGUGCGGAUGCCUCUGCGACCCCUCGGCGCGUUCUGGCGGCGGUGAGCGAACGACAGGUCCGGCGCUGGCGGGCGCGGCCUUCCCGGGCCACGGGGAGCUUCGAGAGGCUUCGACCAGGGACUGCGCUUGCGCUGCUCGGGGCACUUCGUGUUGGACAGGUGGAGGUCGACAUUUUUCACGUCAACGCCGCCGUGGAUCGUUGCGCGAAAGCGGGCGACUGGGAAGCGGCUCUGUUUACCCUCGACCUGGCUGUCGACUGGCGGCUGGCGGCUGAUGUUGUCAGCUACAGCAGCAGCAUCAGCGCCUUUGCCGCAACUGGGCGCUGGUGGCUGGCCUGUGAACUCUUCGCCAAGAUGCAGCAGGAGGGGGUGAUCCCCAGCCUCAUCACCUUCAACAGCUUGAUGCACGCCUGCGCUUGCGGAGGGGCCUGGGACCUCUCGCUGUUCUUCUUGGGCGCUCUGGGGAAGGCUCAGUUGAAGCCCAGCGCCGUAAGUCUGAGCAGCGCCAUUCGAGGCUGCGAGCUCCAGAGCCUCUGGAGCCACGCCUUGGCUCUGCUGGUGGAGGCGGGUAGCACCCGCAGCGAAUUCGCAUUCAACGGAGUCAUCAGUGCAUGCGAGAAGGGCGGCGCAUGGGGGAUGGCGCUGCAGCUUCUGACUCAGAUGCUGGAGGAGAUGGUGCCGCCAGAUGUGAUCAGCUACAGCUCUGCGGCGGCAGCUUGUGCGCAAGCUGGGCAUUGGAUGGAGGCUCUCUGCGUGUUGCGGGCCAUGUCGCGUGCAGAGGUGGCGCCGAACGAUGUGAGCUUCAAUACCGCGCUGAGUGCCUGUGAGCAGGGACAUGGUUGGGGAUUGGGCCUUGUCCUCCUGAAUGACAUGGCCUCGGCGCGACCGCCGCGCGAUGCUUUCAGCUACAGCAGUGCCAUCAGUGCAUCCGAGCACGCAGGCCGAUGGGAGGUGGCGGGUGAGUUGCUUGACCACAUGUCCCUGGCGAAGGCUCAGCCCAACUUGCUCUGCUUUUCGCCCGUGCUCCGCGCCAGCGCUCGCUGCCAAGCGUGGGGAGAUGCUGUGAGGACGCUUGGGCUCAUGUGGGAGAUCGCCGUGAUCCCUGACGUCCCGCAGACGAUGUACGUGGAGAAGCUGGUCGAAGUGCCGAAAGUGCAGGUGGUGGAGACCAUCAAACAAGUGCCUAAGCCGAUGAUGAAGCAGGUGGAGAAGCAGGUCGUAAAGCCGAUCUACGAGGUCAUCGAGCGGGUGGUAGAGGUGCCCAUCACAACCAUCCAGGAGCAGAUCGUGGAAGUUCCGAAGAUGGAGUACGUCGACCUUGUCCGCGAGAUUCCGAGGCCGGAGGUGCAAAAGGUGCAGAAGCAGGUUGAGAAGCCUGUGAUUCAGUGCAUCGAGAAGGUCAUGGAAGUCCCACAGUACACCGUGCAGGAGUGCAUCGUGGAAGUCCCCCGGGUGGAAGUCCACGAGGUCACGAAGCAGGUGCCCCGCGUGGAGAUCCAAACGGUCGACAAGGAGGUCAGAAAGAGGGAGAUUCAGUACGUCGAGAAAAUCGUGGAGGUGCCGCAGAUUGUCUACGAGGAACGCAUCGUGGAGGUGCCUCGGAUCGAAUACCGCGAGGUGAUCAAGCAGGUGCCGAAGCCAGAGGUGCAGUACAUCGACAAGAAGGUGCCCAAGCAUGUCAUCGAAUACGUGGAGAAGAUCGUGGAGGUGCCACAGGUGGUCUAUGAGGAGCGCCCCGUAGAAGUGGAGCAGGUUCACACUGUGGAGGCCCUCACCGAGAUCCCGAAACCGGUGGUGCAGACGAUCGAGAAGCAAAUCCCCAGGAUCGAGCUCCGGGCGCAAGAGCGCAUCGUGGAGGUUCCGACGACACUGCAGGUCGAGCAGCCGGUUGAGGUUCCUCAGGUGCUCAUCGCCGAGCAGAUACGCCAGGUCCCUGAGCCUGAGGUGCAGUACGUCGAUAGGGAAGUGCCCAACGUGACCUACCAGCCGGUAGAGCAGAUAGUGGAAGUUCCUCAGGUUGUCAAAGAGGAGCGACUUGUGGAGGUCCCGCAGGUGCAGCUGGCGGAGUUCGUGAAGCAGGUGGCAGGGGUGUGGAAGCUGUGUUUCGCCGAGCUGGGCAUCUUCUCGGCACGUGCAAGAGUAGCUUGGUUGGCGGCAGGUUUGACUCCACACACCGAGCUGCCACAGCAGACGACGGUACACCCCGUGUCAUCAUCCAGAAGCUCGCAGAAGAGAUCUGUUUCUGAGACCGGCCUGUCUACGCAGGACAUGCAGAAGGUGGCGAAUUUAGUGCUAUCAGGUGGGGCUCUCUAUGCAAGUGGCGCCUACAACAGCAGCUACGCGGCUGUGUUGGAUGCGCACUCUCGGGCGAUGAAGAGAAGCGCAGAGUACCGGAAAACCCGAAGAAGGUCUCCGUGA